AGGUGGCUCUCAAACAAUAGAAAGUGGUACGUACCAUCACAGUCUUUGCGAUAGGUACAUUUCCCCACGAAGUCAAGAUUAUAUUUUCUACUUUGCAUUGAUAAAAUAGUUUCCUCGCCAGUGAAUUAAUCUUAAAAUCGAUUGUUGUAGUAUCUGUUGCAUUAGAUUGUGCCCCCUGGAGCCCUUCUGGGAGGAAAUAGUGCCUUGUUCCUUCGCUGCUGAACGUGAUUAAUUUCUCCCCGGCUAUGAUAACCAAAGCAUGGAAGUGGUUUGGAUUGGAUCUGUCAACUGAUAGAAACAGCGGCUUGUACUAUACUGUAGUAGGGAUGGCAAGAAUAUAGGAGGAAUUGAACAGACAUUUGAGGACCGGUCCUUGCCAUUCUGCCGCCCAAGGUGAGACCAAAAGAUGCCGCCCCCGCAAAACUAGAAUAGUCACAGUGUGGUAGCCGAGGUCCAGGUUUCCCAGGAUGCCGUUGGUGAAGAGGAGUAUCGAGCCCAGGCACCUGUGCCACACGGUGCUGCCGCGGGGCAUUAAGAACGAGCUGGAGUGUGUGACCAAUGUGUCCCUAGCUAACGUCAUCCGACAGCUCAGCAGCCUCAGUAAGUACGCAGAGGAUCUUUUUGGGGAGCUGUUCAACGAGGCCCACUCCUUCUCCUUCCGGGUCAACUCCCUCCAGGAGCGCGUGGACCGCCUCUCUAUCAGCGUCACUCAGCUAGAUCCUAAGGAGGAGGAGCUAUCUCUCCAGGACAUUACUAUGAGGAAGGCAUUUAGGAGCUCCACCAUCCAGGACCAGCAGCUGUUUUCCCGCCAGUCGCUGCCCAUCCCCCUGCAGGAGACGUUUGACCUCUGCGAGCAGCCACCACCCCUCAACAUCCUCACACCCUACAGGGAUGAUGGUAAGGAGGGGCUGAAGUUCUACACAAACCCCUCCUACUUCUUUGACCUGUGGAGAGAGAAGAUGCUGCAGGACACGGAGGACAAAAGGAAAGAGAAGAGGAAACAGAAGUUGCAGGACCCCGGCAUGUAUGAUCAGGUCUAUAGGUACUUAGACCUCCCAGGGCAGGUAAGGGGAAACGACCGUACUCUGGAGACUGAGAAGGUACCCCGGGCUCCUCACGACCGGAAGAAGGAGUGGCAGAAACUGGCACUGGGGGCGGAGCUAGCUGAGGACGACUCUGAGGAGGCCUUGAAAGAAAGAGAGGCUAACGGCUCUGCCACCUACCAUGACAGGUCUGGAGCUCCUAUGUACUUGGAAGGGAUGGACGGGCCGUUCUCCCUAGCAGCGCUGCCCUACAGUCAAAUGAACGAGCUGCUGAACCGUCCUGGGGACAGAAUGUACACGCGACCCCACGACCCCCCACCACUGCCCCCAAUGCACCCUCUGGGAGACAUCAAACCCCCCUCCAUGAUCAGCUCCAGUUCAGGUUUUUCAGACAGCAGACCCCAGUCUCCAGCACAGAUGCAUGGCUUCAAUUCCAACACCCCUCCCCCUCCACCUCCCCCCUUGCCUCCUCCACCUCCCCCCUUGCCUUCCAUGUCCAGCUCUGGCCCACGGGGCACCCCUCCUCCCCCUAUCCCUCCUUUACCAGUCCAUCAGCAGACCCCGGCCAUCCCCCUCCCCCGCCCCCUCCAGAUUGCCCCUGGUGUCCUCCACCCUGCCCCUCCUCCCGUGGCUCCUCCCCUCCACCUCUCCUCCCCGGCACGCCUCCAACAGAUCCUGGACAGGCCCGCCCCUCACCAAUCAGAUGGCACUGUACUGCCCCCGCCCCCUCCUCCUCCUCUGCCCCUCCCAGGAGCACGGAUCUCCUCCCCCUGCCCGCCAGGCCCGCCCCCCGUGCCUUCCUUCCUGUCAGGUGCCGUGGGGUCCCCAGCCUCUCACUCCAGUGGGAAGAAACAUUCUGCCAGCCUGCCGCCCAUCAGUGACGCACGCAGCGUCUUAUUGGAGGCCAUCCGCAAAGGUAUCCAGCUCAGGAAGGUGGAGGAGCAGAGGGAGCAGGAGGCGGCCAAACACGCGCGUGUGGGGAACGACGUGGCCACCAUCCUGUCCCGACGCAUCGCCGUCGAGUACUCCGACUCGGAGGAUGAGUCCGAGUUCGACGAGGGAGACUGGAUGGAGUGAACGAGAUGGAGGGAGAGGAGAAAAGAAGGGGACAGAGGGCAAAACUGUCACUCAACUGUACCCCGUUUCGAGACGUCAGAAGUUUGUCCUUACAACUGCUCUCCUGUCAGUCCUGUUUUACUUCCCUUUCAUG
This is a messenger RNA of Oncorhynchus tshawytscha (Chinook salmon), 2253 nucleotides long. Its product is annotated as wiskott-Aldrich syndrome protein family member 1-like. Gene Ontology annotation, molecular function: protein kinase A regulatory subunit binding; actin binding; Arp2/3 complex binding. Gene Ontology annotation, biological process: actin cytoskeleton organization; positive regulation of Arp2/3 complex-mediated actin nucleation. The record is from RefSeq and is a predicted model, not a curated record. Gene Ontology annotation, cellular component: SCAR complex; cytoskeleton. Lineage: Eukaryota; Metazoa; Chordata; Actinopteri; Salmoniformes; Salmonidae.